Sinocyclocheilus grahami is the source of this 1741-nucleotide messenger RNA. RefSeq lists its product as uncharacterized. The transcript is spliced from 9 exons. Lineage: Eukaryota; Metazoa; Chordata; Actinopteri; Cypriniformes; Cyprinidae. The record is from RefSeq and is a predicted model, not a curated record.
AUUCAGAGACGCGGAGAAGAAGAAGAGGAGUGAGAGAGAGAGAGAGAAGGAGAGAAUGUCUGCUGAGAGGGUGGCUCUCGUUCCUCGUUCACAAACCGGCCCUCGCUGAGACACCAUGGGCUGUAUCGGCUCCCGCACCAUCACGGUGGAUGCAGUUCCCGUUCGGAAAGAUGGGGAGCAGCAAGGACGUGCCGAGUUUUCCUGGGAAGGAAUGAAUCUGUCCAUGGAGGACACCACCUCCAUUUUGCCCAGUCUGAAGCGGAACUCCAACGCCUAUGGGAUUGGGGCUCUGGCUAAGUCCUCUCUGACAGGUGUGUCAGGUGUUACCAGAUCAAUGAAGGACAAAGUGACCAAGCCCACUGCCAUGGCUCAGGGUCGUGUGGCCCACAUGAUUGAGUGGCAGAGCUGGGGUAAACCAUCCGCAGGGCCAGAAGGGGGAGCGGGACGCUCCAAUCUGAACCGCGAGAGGGAGAGACGGCUUGAAAAUGAUGCCUAUACUGACCUGAGUGAUGGAGAAAAAGAGGCACGAAUGGCAGCGGGCAUUUUGCAGCAAUUUGCCAUUUCUGAGGCCACACUCUUAGCCUGGAACUCUAUGGAUGGAGAGAGUUUUAAAAGAAUAGCUGAGUCCACACCACAACUAUAUUGAUAACGACACAGAGGAAUGCUAUCAUUGGAAUCACUUUCAGAACGAGACCACCCGUUGCAUCAUUCCUCUGCAGAAGUGUGGCCUCACACCUACGUCUCUCAAGGCCUUUACUGUCUCUCCUCCUCUGACGCGUGGGAGCCAAUCAGCAACGAGCCCUCGGGCGUGGCUUCUCCUGCUGCUGGCUCUUAUAUCAUGGCGGGCGGGACUUCGGGAGAGGGUUAUGAUGGCUCCACCCACUAUUUACCACAGCAGCAGCUGACACUGCAGCAGCAGAACCACCUACAGCAGCUCCAACAGUAUCAGCAGCAGCAGCUCCUGCAGUAUCAACAGUCUAUGGAAUAUCGACUGCGCAGUGCCUCCCACUCCUUACAAGCCACGCCCAACAGCACUAUUCACAGUUUGGGCCCGCCCACUCACCCAAGACUGGCUGACCUGUGGGCGGCAGCUCAGGUGGAGCCCCAUCAGGUGGAGAUGAUGGGACACAUGGGCAUGACCAUGGCCGAAAUGGGAAUGGCAGAAGUGUACGGCGAGGAAUCUGUUGUAGAGAACGAAUGCAUCCCGGAGCAGCAAGAGGAAGAGGAAGCCAAGGAGGAUGACAUAACACUCACCCUCGAACCCGAGUCGACAUCCUUAACUCCUGCCCUGACCCCUCCGCCUCAAAGAGAGGGCUCCACCCCACCUAGGGGCAUGAGCCCAGGGCAAGUACCAGCAGAGCCAGUGGCUGAGCACAUGACCUAUGAGGUCACAUCCUGCGUCGUCCAAUCGCUGGAGGAGAAGGAAGAAGAGGUGGAGGAUGGGGCUGUUGUCAUUGUGGCAACCAACUGACGGUUCAAAAAACAAAACUGUCUGUGAAAUAAUCAACCAGUUAAGCUAUUGUAUACGCCCUUUUACCCCAGAUGUGUACUUGUACGGACUAUCACAUCAGGAACAGAUUUAUUCGUUAUUAAACGCCGAAAGAACAUGCUCUGAGCACCAGGCGCAUUUAAAGACUAAACGUGGGAGAGCGUCAAAGCCGGGAUGAUGCAUUACAUGUGCUGCUGCUGCUGCUGUUUUAUGGCGGGAGCGCGGGAGUCCAAGGCCGCUUGCGAAUAAAAA